UCUUUUUCCCUGGGAGCUCUGGAGCGGAAGUAGGCCGAGAGUGGGCGAGGAAAACGAAAACGAAGCCGCAGCCGGUAUCACGAUGGCAGGAGCCGACGGAGACGACUCUUUGUAUCCUAUCGCCGUUCUGAUUGACGAGCUGAGGAACGAGGACGUUCAGCUGCGUCUGAACAGCAUUAAGAAGUUGUCUACCAUAGCCCUAGCGCUGGGCGUGGAGCGGACCAGGACGGAGCUGCUCCCAUUUCUUACCGAUACCAUAUACGAUGAAGACGAGGUGCUUCUUGCACUGGCCGAGCAGCUGGGAAGCUUCACCACUCUGGUGGGAGGACCGGAGUUUGUGCAUUGCUUGCUACCUCCCUUGGAAAGCUUGGCAACCGUCGAAGAGACCGUAGUUCGUGACAAAGCCGUGGAGUCCUUGAGGAAGAUCUCCCAUGAACAUUCUCCUGUCGACCUUGAAGCUCACUUCGUGCCGCUGGUGAAACGCCUGGCCAGUGGAGACUGGUUUACGUCACGCACAUCUGCAUGUGGCCUUUUCAGCGUGUGCUACCCUAGAGUGUCUAGUACUGUCAAAGCAGAGAUCAGGCAGCAUUUCCGCAACUUGUGCUCUGAUGACACUCCCAUGGUACGCCGUGCUGCUGCUUCCAAGCUCGGGGAAUUUGCUAAAGUACUUGAACUGGAGUAUGUGAAAAAUGACAUUAUUCCUCUGUUUACAAACCUGGCUUCAGAUGAGCAGGACUCUGUACGCCUGUUGGCUGUAGAAGCCUGUGUUAGCAUUGCCCAGCUGCUCCCCGAAGAAGAUCUUGAAGCGCUGGUGAUGCCUACACUCCGUCAAGCUACUGAGGACAAAUCCUGGCGUGUCCGCUAUAUGGUAGCAGACAAGUUUUCUGAGCUCCAGAAAGCUGUCGGCCCAGAGAUCACAAAGAACGACCUUGUGCCUGCUUUUCAGAACCUGCUGAAAGAUUGUGAAGCGGAGGUUCGGGCUGCUGGGGCGCACAAAGUAAAAGAGUUUUGUGAGAAUCUGCCUGCUGAUGGGAGAGAGGCCAUCAUCAUGAACCACAUUCUGCCCUAUGUAAAGGAACUGGUAACAGACUCCAAUCAACACGUGAAAUCCGCUCUGGCCUCUGUAAUCAUGGGAUUAUCCACUAUUUUAGGCAAGGAAAAUACUAUUGAGCACCUUCUACCUCUCUUCCUUGCGCAGCUGAAGGAUGAGUGCCCUGAAGUGCGUCUGAAUAUUAUCUCUAAUCUGGACUGUGUGAAUGAGGUGAUUGGCAUUCGCCAGCUUUCUCAGUCCCUGCUACCAGCCAUUGUGGAGCUGGCUGAAGAUACCAAGUGGAGAGUGAGGCUGGCCAUCAUUGAAUAUAUGCCCCUGCUCGCUGGUCAGCUUGGUGUAGAGUUUUUUGAUGAAAAGCUGAAUUCACUGUGCAUGGCUUGGCUGGUUGACCAUGUUUAUGCAAUCCGAGAAGCAGCCACCAACAAUUUAAUGAAGCUUGUGGAAAAGUUUGGUGCAGAAUGGGCUCAGAACACCAUUGUCCCGAAGGUCCUGGCCAUGGCAAAUGAUCCCAACUACCUGCAUCGAAUGACGACUCUGUUCUGUGUUAAUGCUCUGUCUGAAGCAUGUGGAAAGGAAAUCACCACUAAACUGAUGCUUCCUAUUGUAUUAAAGAUGGCCGCCGACCAAGUGGCUAACGUUCGUUUCAACGUAGCCAAAUCAUUACAAAGGAUAGGACCAGUCCUGGAUAGCAACACAGUACAAUCUGAUGUCAAGCCUGUACUCCAGAAGCUGGGCCAGGAUGAAGAUAUGGAUGUGAAAUAUUUUGCCCAGGAAGCCAUGACUGUCCUUUCCUUGGCAUAAGAAGUUGCAGACGACACGACCCCCUAUUGUAUGUUCAGUAUGUAGUAGAAUGAUGUUUUGAACCUCUGCGGAACAACCUUUCAAGACCUCACAGGAACAAAUGGCAACUACUGUUGGAAGACCACAUUCCCUGCAUAUGUGCCUCUUCUAAAAGACUUUUCCUUUCCUUUUUUUUUUUUUUUUUUACUAUGUUAUUUAUGAAUUUCUGGUCAUUAUUUUUAUUUGCAGUACAAUGGAGUCUUACUUGUUACUGGUGGUCAGUGUAUUAUUCGGUAUCGGUGUUUUUGGUUAUGUCUGAAGUUGGGGAGCUGAUGAAAUUGUCGUCAGACUAGUUCUCUGCCCUAGAUGUGGAAAGAACACCUGCCAUUGAUGGACAUUAAAAUUCAUGUGAACCUGACCAGUCUGGCAUCUUCCCUCAGUGCCAGAGGAAGUAGAAAAUGGCCAUUGGCAAAGUAACCAUGGUCAAAAGGUCUCUGAAAAUCAGGUGCCAACAAAAAAUCCUUUUGCUGGCCCCUUGUGUCAUAGGCUUGAACCAUUCUGUACCAUUUUUAUGCAUUGUGGGUAGGUCUGUUUGCUCUAUGCCUAGGGAAGACAGAUUUCUGGUCUAAAGCCCUUGCAGAUUCACUGGUGAGGAAUUUUCUAGAAGGGGUGAAGGAGAUCCUGAAACUUAAAGGGGGUUGGCCCAUCCCAGACUCCUGUCUUCACAAUGCAUGUGCAGCCUGCUCUCCAUUCACUGGUAUGGGAGUUCCAAAUAUGGCCAAGCAAGCACACUUGGCUAAUUUUGGAAGUCCAUAAGAUAAAUGGAGAGCGCAGCCAACUUUGUUCUCAGCUAUGGGACUGCCAGAAAUAGCUAAGCCACCACUUGGCUAUUUUCGGAACUUCGAUAGAGGUAAAUAGAGGGUGGCCGAGCUUGCGUGGUGUGCUCUCCUUAACUUAGGGGGGGCCGUUCUAAAUAGAGGUGCAGGUCCCACCCCUGGCACCUUCUCCUUUCUGACAUCGCUAGGAUAUGCCAUCAAUGUCUGAGAUGGAACAACCCCUUUAGCUGUUACAGAUGUGAUCCCUGAUUUUGCAUUGUAUUCUUACUGUACUUAUCUUGUAUUGCAUGCUUCCUCCUCUGAAGUUUGAGCUUGACGUCUGAAUGAAGACCAUAAGAAGUCUCGCUCUUUCACUUUAUUUUGCUUUAACAUUUUAUCCAUUGCUUCUGGCACUGGAAUGAAAUGGCAACUAUGUGGUGGUGAAUUUUUUUGCAUGUCGGGCAUUAUUAGGGGCAGUGCUUAUCUACUGACAUUUUUCUGGACUGUUUUUGGCAGUGUUCUUGGUGGGAGACAUAGCUUUCCAUCUGUGUGUUGAAUUUUAAUGUAAUUUUUUUUUUAAAGUAACUAGCUGGCUUUGCAGCCUAAUGCCUGGAGAAAAGGUGCUCUAAAUUUUAAAAUAACCACCUCCAUUUGUGCAGGCAGUCCAUCCGAUUCAGCCACAGCCUUUUAAUUAAAUGCAAAAAUUAACUGAAGUCCCCUGUCGCUUCGGGACAUUCCUUGAAGGUUAACUCAAUAUUGACUGUAGAAAUUGUCAUGUGCUUGAUAAAGGAAAUAAACUUAACUCACAUAAUGUUUCCUA
Bufo gargarizans (Asiatic toad) is the source of this 3466-nucleotide messenger RNA. RefSeq names its product protein phosphatase 2 scaffold subunit Abeta (gene PPP2R1B). The record is from RefSeq and is a predicted model, not a curated record. The transcript is spliced from 15 exons. Gene Ontology annotation, biological process: protein dephosphorylation. Bases 83 to 1852 code for a protein of 589 amino acids. Gene Ontology annotation, cellular component: protein phosphatase type 2A complex; cytoplasm. NCBI's taxonomy places the organism in Eukaryota, Metazoa, Chordata, Amphibia, Anura, Bufonidae. Gene Ontology annotation, molecular function: protein phosphatase regulator activity; protein binding.